AUGUCGGUGCAUAAGUGCUGUGUACCUAACUGCGAUAAUAGUCGCUCAAACAAUACGAUAAUGCAUUUGUUUCCUAAUCCGAAUUUGGAUAUGGAGAGGUUUCGGACUUGGAUCUAUGCAGUCGGUGGUGACAUUCUAGCGCUUGAAAAUAGUGUUAUUUUCAAACUACGUCGGAUUUGCCAUGAACAUUUUGAAUCUAAAUACUUAACCAGAAGCAAUCGGCUUGCAGCUAACGCGGUGCCAACAUUAAAUUUGCCAGGGUUUUCAAUCUCUAAGAGCCUUCCUUUGAAAAAUAUCACCAAUACUCUCUGCAAUUUGGAAAAUGUUGAAACCGAUCAUCAAUCUACCUCUAAAGCGAACAAUGAUAAGACAUCAACUAAGCAACCUGUGCUUGAUGGAUUUCCAUCAACCUCUAAAUUUAAUAUUGAAAGUAUGGAACUAGUUCAGUCUACCUCAAAAGCCAGCAUUGAAAAAGUGGAGAACAAAUCAACAGAUUCUCCUGUGUUGAAAGGUGCAAAAAAUCUGCCUUUAUCUGAGAGAUACUCAAAUGAAGCAUCUUGGCUUCAAAAGAAAUUGCACAAGCUCCAACUGUCCAAGAACUCCAUGGUGACAAGGUUGAAAAAGGCUUUGAAAUUAUCCGAAAAUGCAACAUUCCAAAAGGCAGUAAGCAAAGGAGGCUGA
This is a messenger RNA of Arctia plantaginis, 681 nucleotides long. NCBI's taxonomy places the organism in Eukaryota, Metazoa, Arthropoda, Insecta, Lepidoptera, Erebidae. The record is from the annotation of a GenBank genome assembly.